UUGCUGUAAACCGCGUACGUAUUUCCCUUUCCCUUUCCCCGUGGAUUCUUCCUCUGAUCUUCCCUCACCUUCCUUAAAACUCCUUUCCUUUUUCUAAUCAUUCUCCUAUUAAUUAUUAUUGAUUGUUUUGCUUCUCCCUCCUCCUCCUCCUCCUCCACCUGUCCAGACCACCACCAUGAGAUCAGUAGCUUCUUGGAUACCAUUUCAAUGGCUGCUAUUCCUUGUGUAAUUGCUUCUCCCUUUCUGGUUCUGCUUCUGGCUCUUUCCCUCGUCUCCCUCUUUCCCUCCCUUCAUUCGCUUUCCACUGUUGCAAUUUCUGAGAAUAAUAUUCACAACCAGACAUUGGUGUGCGCACUCACCCGACCAGGCUCUAAUUCUUCCCUACUUUGCAGAAGCUUCCCUCAGGGAAUUCAGAUUCCUCUUUAUCCUCCAUUCGCAUCAAUUUCUGGGAUUGUGGGCGGCAAUGGUUUCCUCUGUGCCAUGAGUUCAUCACGUUCUUCUUCAUCCUCUGUCAUGGUUUGCUGGAGGUUUUCGCUUCUGGGAAACAACGCGGCUUACAAAAGGAUUUACACAGGCCCUGUUUUGAAGGAAUUGCAGUCUGGAAACUCCCAUAUUUGUGGUCUCGUCAAUACCUCAAACUCCCUCCAAUGCUGGCAAUGGCGCAAUCACAACUUCCCUACACAGAAUCUCUCCUCGAGCCUUUCCGUGGGAGAGGACUUCGUCUGCGGUUUGUCAGACUCCCAACAAGUCAGAUGCUUUUCGACAAGCCCCAACAAUGCCGUCACAGUAAAUGUCCCCAAGGGAAGAAGUUUCAGCAAGGUCGGAGCCGGAUUCCGACACGCCUGUGCAGUAUCCUUUGACGGCAGUUUAGAGUGUUGGGGCAGCACGAUCGGCGAAACGCCGCCACAGGGUUUGUUCUCAUCAGUUGCCUCUGGGGAGAAUCGUAGCUGUGCAAUUAGGUCCAUCGAUGGAACAGUGGUUUGCUGGGGAGAAAAUGGGUUAUUCAGGCUGCCUGAAUCGCUGAGGAAUGAGCCCUUUAUCGCCCUCGAAGCCAAAAGAAGGGUCUUUUGUGGCGUUGCUAUGUCCAACUAUUCUCUCUUCUGCUGGGGCGACGACAACACCUUCUAUUCCAAUAUGUUGGUGUUCGGUGAUAUUGUUCCGGGUGCUUGCACAAGCCACUGUGCUUGUGCCCCUUUACCCAAGUUUGCUGAAUACUGUCCCCAAGGACAAAUGAUAUGCCAGCCUUGUCUGCCACGAGAGCCUGCCGAACCACCGCUGCUGCCGCCAUCACCACAACCACCACCGCCACCACCACCGCCAGGACCCAAGGGAAAAUGGGAUCGCAAGAUGGUGGCCUUUAUGGUUGUGGGCUGUUUCGGAAGCGUCUCAUUAUUGGUCAUCUUGUGUGUAUUCCUGUUCCCCCGGUAUGUCAAGAUCAGAAGCACCCGGAUUCAUGAUUCGGGCCGCCUGGAAGAAGGAGAAGGCGAAGGGGAUACCGCGCCACAGAGUGGCCGAAGAGCUCAGCCUCAGUCGAGCCUGCCACAAUUGGAAAAGAAGCUCAGCCAUUUGAUCAGUAUGGGGAACGGCGGCCAUCUGGAAGAGUUUACACUGGAAAUAUUACUCGAAGCCACAGAUAACUUCUCAGAGGACCGCAAGAUUGGGACCGGCAGCUUCGGAUCAGUCUACCAUGCUAAGUUGGAAGACGAGCGCGAAAUUGCAAUCAAGAGAGCUGAAAACACAGCAUCCUCAUCGCUUGCCGGGGCCGGCAAGCGCGGCCUAGAGGAUAAGGACAGUGCAUUCUUGAACGAGCUCGAGUUCCUGUCCCGCCUGAAUCACAAGAAUCUUGUAAGGUUGUUGGGCUACUGCGAGGACAGCAAUGAGCGAGUGCUGGUCUAUGAGUACAUGGACAACGGCACACUUUACGACCAUCUCCACAAGCUAGAAACCUCCCCAUUGAUGUCAUGGGCUACAAGAAUUAAGGUAGCACUCGAUGCAGCGCGAGGGAUUGAGUACCUCCAUGAGUAUGCUGUGCCGCAGGUCAUACACCGAGACAUCAAGUCCUCCAACAUCUUACUCGAUGCCACAUGGACUGCCAAGGUGUCCGACUUCGGCCUCUCCUUGAUGGGUCCGCAAGAUGAAGAUGUUCACAUGUCAUUGCGCGCAGCAGGGACAAUGGGGUACAUGGACCCCGAGUACUACAGACUGCAGCUGUUAACAACCAAGAGCGAUGUUUACAGCUUCGGUAUAGUGCUGCUGGAGCUGCUCUCUGGAUGCAAAGCAAUUCAUAAGAAUGAGAAUGGUGUGCCAAGAAAUGUAGUGGACUAUGUUGUACCUUACAUAAUCCAGGAUGACAUACACAGGGUAUUGGAUCAGAGGGUGCCCCCGCCAACACCGUUUGAGAUCGAGGCAGUGGCCCAUGUAGGAUAUUUGGCUGUGGACUGUGUGAUGCCGGAGGGAAGAAACAGGCCAACAAUGAGCGAGGUCGUAAAUGGCCUAGACAAAGCUUUGGAAGUGUGCUUGGCACCCCAAACUUUGUCUCGGUCCACCAGUAGCUCAUCUUUGUAGCAUUGUAAAGUUAAACAAAUCCCACAAAAUUCAUUUCAUUUAACAAUUGGAGCAACAUAUUUAGAGAAUAGGAGUAUAUAUUUGAGACACCUUACUAAAUGCACAAAUAGCUUCCGCAUGUAUUAUUGAUGAACUCAUUCCAAUUUUGCAUAAAGUGACACAUUCGUGUACAAUGGGGAGGUAUUCUUUGUAUUCCCUCGACAUCUGAUCAAUGAAACAUGUUUACCUCCGGCUUUGCAGUAA
Molecule: messenger RNA, 2808 nt
Organism: Andrographis paniculata
Lineage: Eukaryota; Viridiplantae; Streptophyta; Magnoliopsida; Lamiales; Acanthaceae
Product: serine/threonine-protein kinase-like protein CCR4
Exons: 1
Coding region: 208-2565 (785 amino acids)
Biological process (GO): protein phosphorylation
Molecular function (GO): ATP binding; protein serine/threonine kinase activity
Source: RefSeq, a predicted model, not a curated record